AUGUCCCAACGUAUCGGUAUAGGCGCAGUAUUUGAUGAGGAAGAUUUCCGUCAAUACAAUACCAUAUUUCAAGAGGGUCUGGCAAACAGUAAGUUACCAAUGCAGAAUAAAGUGUAUGUAAACGCUGUUUCAACUUUCUUAGACUCUUCCACCAGCAUAUACACCUCUUUUCUGGCACUGUGUCAGACCGUUGACAACCUGGACAUCCGGGCGUUUCUCGUUGUAGGCCGUCAGGAAACAAUUCAAAGGACAAGUCUUGUAGCCCGACAUUUGGGAAUACCAGUGCUGGCUUAUACAACUGAAUCAUUAGUGGAGAGACAUGUUCAGGCUCACAGCUCGCAGCUCCUGAUGCUUAAGCCCUCACAGACGGACCAGGCUGACGCUUACCUGAAGCUCUUCCAAGCCAAUUUCUGGUUCAACGUCAUUAUCAUAGUCCAAGACGCUUUGGCGGCCGACGGUUUCUAUGAACAAAUGAAAUCUAAGACCCAGGCCGAUGCAAAAUGGAACGUUGCAUUUAAGAUCAUGCCUGAAACAAUAUCAGACGUAUCACUGUUUUCCAUAUUUACCUCACUGCUAGGUGACAUAAAGUUUGACAAUCAAGGAAAACUGGACGCUUCCAAUUUCAUUGUACAACACCUCGUUAGAGAAGAUGGCCAAUCAUCAUUUUGGCGUCGUAUAGGAUAUAUUCACGGUGACGACGUUAGUCCAUUUGGCAUUGUUUGGCCUGGCGAAUCCCUUACAAAUCCCAUUUCCUUUGGGAGGAAAAAAUACAGAGUUGUGACAAAUCCUGUGAAACCGUUUGUAAUGGAUAUAUUCCCACAUCCGGAUUAUGGUUAUUGUGCCACAGAAACCCCGUGUGUUUAUAUAAACAACACUGGGCGAGACAAUGUGAUACGUGCUCUCAAAGACUAUGAAAACGGAACAGUGAAUUCAAGCAAUCCGUAUGUGUUAAAAUGCUGUAGGGGAUUAUCGGUAGAUUUGCUCAAUAGAUUAGCUAGAGACUUAGACUUUGAUUACGAUCUUUAUAUCGUUGCUGACACCACGUACGGAAAAGAAGUGAAUGGGACUUGGAAUGGCAUGAUCAGAGAACUAAUGACCGGCACUGCACAUAUGGCUGUUGCAGCGUUCAGCAUAACUAGGGACAGAGUGAGGGUUAUAGACUUUUCAAGUAUAUAUUUCUUCUCAGGGUUUUCAAUUCUAUAUACUGAAAAGCAGAGAGCAUCAAAUAUGCAAGCGUUUCUUGAUCCAUUUGCGCCGUCUGUCUGGUUUGCGAUUUUGAUCGGGGCCACAUUAACUGCCAUUGCCAUGGGAAUAUUUGAAUGGAACAGUCCAUUUGGUUUGAAUCCUUGGGGGAAAAAAAGAAAACAAAACUAUACUUUGGGGUCCGGCAUGACAAUGGUGUAUUCGGUCCUUUUCGGCCAUACUGUUAAAACAAAGUCACCAAAGGCGUGGCCAAGUAAAGUUAUGCAAAAUCUGUGGGCAUCCUCGUGUAUAUUUGUUAUAGCAAGCUACACGGCAAACCUUGCCGCAUUUAUUGCUGGGAAACAUGCAGGGAUCAUAUACAGAAGUGUCCACGACUCGUGGCUCCUAGAUAUCAACGUGGGGGUUCUACCUGGCAGUGCUGUAGAGGGAAUCGUUAAGAAGCUCAGCCCUAAAUUGUAUACAAAAUCUCAGAAGUGUCUUGUCGACACCACUGAUAACGCCAUAAACAAACUCAUAGGAGCAGAUUUAGACGCAUACCUUGGCGACUACCCCAUACUCGAUUAUGCAAGGGCGAAGCUUGAUCCAGACUGCAAGCUUCGAUUAUUGACACAGACGUUUGGCGAAGACGGCUAUGGAAUCGGCCUGCCGAAAGGUUCACCGCUGAAGACACCACUUUCUGAGAAGAUAAACGGGUACCACGAAAGCGGUUACAUCGAUGAUCUAAUUGACGUCCAUUUUGCCGACUCAAGGUGCUACAAACAGCGCAUCAAGUCGGAGGAUUCCCGGCUCGAAAAGCAGCACCAUGCGGGCAGCUUUGUCAUGCUAUGUGUGGGUAUGGUGGCCGGCUUGAUUGUCCUCUUUCUGGAACACGCGAUAUUCAAGUGGCUCGUGCCGAAACUACGAAAGAGGCCGGGACACAGUUUUUGGAAAAGCGUGCAUGUUAUGUUCUUUAGUCAGCGUUUGCAUAGGGCGAUCACCAGCGCCGAACUUGUGCCUAUUCAUGAGACAUACAGAGAGAUGUUGGGCAUAAUGAAAAGUCGGGAUUUCAUCAAGUUCUUCCAGAAAAACACAAUCAAGACGAAUAAAAUGGCGGAUGCAGCCAAGAGAAAGCGACUGAAUCGCAACUUUUUCGACAUUAUUGAAAAGGCUAAAUGGAUGAAACAAAUGCAGGACAAUCAUUUGUUUGGGGAUGACACGUCACAGAUGUCACUUACACCGGACAUCAGAGAAGUAUCCUUACGGAAUAUUUCACAAGCCGUUGAUCUAGAGGAGUUCCGGAAACAAAAUCAGUUGGAAAAUCUAUGCCACUUAGAUGACAUUGUUAUACCGCGACGCCAGGCCAAAACAGAUGAAACAGAGUUCAAAUGUUCGUUCACUAAUUUAAACGAUGGCUUCAAUUGGUCUUUUCCUAAUUCGGAUUCCCACGAGAUCAAUGCUCGGCCUUCGUCAUCUGAUACAUUGUAUGACACAAAUAAGAAAAGGUGUAAUGGUAUGGAAUCUGCUUUAAACGACAGUGAUGAAUUCGGCCCAUUUAUAACCGGUACCCUGGAUACCAAUUCCUUUAAUUGCCCCGUUUUUGAGGUAGGUUCAUACCCAUCGCCUGUCGUGCAUUCGGAUAAAAGGUAUUCGAGAAGCGAAGAACAUGUGUAUGAGGUUCCCGCAGGGUCGCUUUCCGAUUGCAACCAUAAACCAAAAAUUACCUCCAACGGAGAUGCUUUUUCAAAUAUCAUUAAACCUAAGACAAAAAUGCUAAGUUUUGCCCAGGAACCGUUUUUGACAACGGACAAUUCAUCCGAAGCAAGUUCGGUCGCGACAUGCGAUGUAGUCCAACAGAGACGUUUAUCCAUACCAGAGACAAAGCAGAAAGAUUCACGUACGUUUCAUCCACGCAAACGUCAAACCAUCCAUGGUAAUCGAAGGGGGAGAAGCCAGACUGCUUUUAAAGUUGACAAGUUUAGUAAAGAGGAGUUAUUGCUCAUGUGGAAGCCAUCUGAGUUAGAACUUAACGAUAAACUGCAUGCAGAUGUGAAAGACAAACAGCGACAUGACACAAAAUUAAACUCACCUAAAAUUCAAAUGAGUACUGAAGUUUAAGAAAGAUAUUGUGUUUUUAAAGUGCUUACAAAACAUUAAAUACCGGUAUAUAAGUGCUGUCAUGACUUAAAUAGAA
Dreissena polymorpha is the source of this 3373-nucleotide messenger RNA. RefSeq names its product glutamate receptor ionotropic, NMDA 3A-like. Gene Ontology annotation, molecular function: NMDA glutamate receptor activity; transmitter-gated monoatomic ion channel activity involved in regulation of postsynaptic membrane potential. The transcript has 9 exons. The record is from RefSeq and is a predicted model, not a curated record. Gene Ontology annotation, biological process: synaptic transmission, glutamatergic; monoatomic ion transport; modulation of chemical synaptic transmission. Bases 1 to 3297 code for a protein of 1098 amino acids. Gene Ontology annotation, cellular component: plasma membrane; postsynaptic membrane. NCBI's taxonomy places the organism in Eukaryota, Metazoa, Mollusca, Bivalvia, Myida, Dreissenidae.